CACGCUUUAUAAAGAAGUAGCUGCCCGGCCCGGGGACUCGGGACUGCCCCAGCCUCCUGUCCCCCUGCUGCCAGCUCCGGUCACCAUGGGAGCUCCCCGCCUCAGCGCCUGCCACAUCCUCCAGGGGCUGUGUGUCUUGCUGAUUCUGUUGGAAGAUGGACCCCAGAGCACCAGGGCCUCUGCGUGUCCCCAGAAGUGCCCUCCAGACUCCUCAUGUAUCAAUGGCACUGCCUGUCGCUGUAACCCAGGAUUCCAAUCUUCAUCUGGAAAGACUGAAGUCAGCCGAAGGGAUAUUUGUGAAGACAUUGACGAAUGUAAACAACCCGCAAAAGUAACCUGUGGAAACCCCGCAGACUGCCAUAACACGAAGGGGGGCUUCUACUGCACAUGCAGCCCCGGAUACAGCCUUCUUUCUGGGGAAACAAAGUUCCGUAAUGCGAGUGAGAACACGUGCCAAGACAUGGACGAAUGUCAGUGGAACCCUGGAAUCUGCAAAAGUCGCAGCAUCUGUGUCAACACCCAUGGCAGCUACACCUGCACGUGCCUGCCAGGAUUUGAGCUGAACCCGGAGGACCCGAAGCUGUGCAGAGAUGUGAAUGAAUGCACCUCAGGGCAAAAGCCCUGCCACAAAACCACCCACUGCGUCAACAAAGUGGGCAGCUAUCGGUGCCACUGCCGCCCUGGCUGGAAGCCGGUUCCUGGGUCCCCCAAUGGCCCAAACAACACCGUCUGUGAAGAUGUGGAUGAAUGCACCUCGGGGCAGAACGCCUGCCACCCAACCGCCCAAUGCCACAACACCGUGGGCAGCUAUGAGUGCCGCUGCCGCCCUGGCUGGAAGCCGGUUCCUGGGUCCCCCAAUGGCCCAAACAACACCGUCUGUGAACAAGAGAUCCCCUUCCCCACCUGGACCCUGCCCCAUGGAAUCAAGAGCCAGACUCUCUCCAACUUCUUUGAAAAAGCCCAGGAACUGGGCCGAGACUUCAAGCCUGCCUCCCCCCGCGAUACCAUCCAGAAAUUCAUGGACCGAUUGGAAGAGCUGAGACGUCCUGGGGACUUGGAGGGCCUGGCCCUGACUGAGCGGUACCGCGUGGCCACGUUCCUGCUCUCAAACGUUGAAGAAUUCCUGAGGACCCUGGCCACGGCCUUGCCUGCAGGCUCCUUCACCCACCAUUCCCCUUCGGACAAAGAGCUGUCCCUGAUGAUCAAGGAGCAAUGGAAUGAAACCGACACCCUGGGCCAGACCCAAGCACGAAUGAAGCUGAACUGGACUCAGGCAGCUGGAGCCGGGGACUCAGGCCCCACUGUGGCAGGCAUAUUCUCCAGCCGAGCGAUGUGUAAACUGCUGAUCAAUGCCUCCGUGGAGCUGGAGCCUGAGAAGAAAGCCGAGCUGGAAGACAAAUAUGAAAGUUCUGUCAAAGGUGCUCACUCCACGGUCCUAUCCACCGUCAACACGGUCUUUCUGAGCAACAGGGACACGAAGAAACUGGACCCUCCUGUCAUCUUCGCCUUCACCCACCAGCUGCAAACGCCCAAGUCACAUGAGGAGCUCAUCUGUGCCUUCUGGAAGGGGAACGCCAGUGGUGGGUCCUGGUCCACCACAGGCUGCAGGAAGCUGGGCAGCAGUGAGAACAGCAUCACCUGCGAAUGCAGCCACCUGAGCAGUUUUGCCAUCCUCAUGGCCCACUAUGAAGUGGAGGACCCGACCCUGACCCUGAUCACCAAACUGGGUCUGGCACUGUCGCUGGUCUGCCUGCUGCUGUGCAUCCUCACCUUCCUGCUGGUGCGGCCCAUCCAGGGCUCACGCACCACUAUGCACCUGCACCUCUGCAUCUGCCUCUUCCUGGGCUCUGCCAUAUUCCUGGCGGGCAUAGAGAACCAAGGAGGCCAGGUGGGGCUGCGCUGCCGCCUGGUGGCCGGGCUGCUGCACUACUGCUUCCUGGCUGCCUUCUGCUGGAUGAGCCUAGAGGGCCUGGAGCUCUACUUCCUGGUGGUGCGUGUAUUCCAGGGUCAGGGCCUGAGCAAGCCCUGGCUCUACCUGAUCGGCUACGGCGUUCCCUUCCUCAUCGUGGCCAUCUCUGCGGGCGUCCGGCCCGAUGGCUACGGCCGCAAAACCUGCUGCUGGCUGAAACUGGAGCGUGGCUUCCUCUGGAGCUUCGUGGGACCUGUGGCGUUCAUCAUUUUGUGCAAUGCUGUCAUCUUCGUGAUCACUGUCUGGAAGCUCACCCAGAAGUUCUCUGAGAUCAACCCAGACAUGAAGAAAUUGAAGAAGAACAGGGUGCUGACCAUCACGGCCAUCGCACAGCUCGUGGUGUUGGGCUGCACGUGGGUCUUCGGCCUGUUCAUCUUCGACCCAAGGAACCUGGUGCUGAUGUAUGCCUUUACCAUCCUCAACUGCUUGCAGGGCUUCUUCCUCUUCCUGCUGCACUGCCUGCUCAACAAAAAGGUGAGGGAGGAGUACCAGAAGUGGGCCCGCAUGGUCACUGGGAAUAAGUACUCGGACUUUGCCACGUCGACAUCCAGCUCCAGCAACAACCAGACCAGGGUCCUCAGGCCGUCGGAGUCUGGCAUGUGACUCCGAGGUUUUGGCCAGGCCAGCAGCUCCUGUGGCCGCAGCAGCUUUUGCACAUACUGAAGACUGUCCCCUCCUCUCCUACCACCCUGCUCCCUCGUUUCCUGCCCCAGAGAAGGGGCGUCAACAGUUGUUCUCUGGUGCCAAACCAGGAACAGUCAGGGUGGAGUCGGAUCUGAUGGACCUGCUUCUGGCUGCCUCUGCUGCACCCCAGCUGGGACCCAGGGUGGGCAGGAGCUGGACAGGCUGAGGCCCUUGCCCUGGUACCCAACACCCGGACAGGCAAGGCUCCUAGCCUCCCACUCAUCUGUCUUUGCUGCAAAACAAGAGGCCAGCGUGCUCGGGUUCUACCUUCCUGUUAAGCUAAGACUGAGGGCAUGGGUGGGAGAAGGGCAGGGCCCCUUCAGGCCCUGCAGCUCACGGUACGAGGCCGGUCUGCCUCCAGGACAGAGGGUUCUCACUGUUCUGAAGUUGUGGAUGUUAUGUAACGUUGUUGUUUUUUAUUUGUUUUUUUUAAAUCUGUAUAAAGUUUUCUAUGUCGACACUGAAGAUGCUAGUUCAGGAGGUGGCUUUGCUGGCUGGGCGCUCACUGACCAGGCCCACUAUGUCUGUGAAAUGUGAAGAGACCAGUAAGAAAGAAAUGGGCGGGAGCCAGGCUUCCUUAAUAAAAAUUUAUUCUUACACAAA
Pipistrellus kuhlii (Kuhl's pipistrelle) is the source of this 3256-nucleotide messenger RNA. It is a transcript of the gene ADGRE5, whose product is annotated as adhesion G protein-coupled receptor E5. The record is from RefSeq and is a predicted model, not a curated record. Gene Ontology annotation, cellular component: membrane. The transcript has 20 exons. Gene Ontology annotation, biological process: cell surface receptor signaling pathway; adenylate cyclase-activating G protein-coupled receptor signaling pathway. Gene Ontology annotation, molecular function: G protein-coupled receptor activity; calcium ion binding. The coding region runs from base 86 to 2572 and encodes 828 amino acids. Lineage: Eukaryota; Metazoa; Chordata; Mammalia; Chiroptera; Vespertilionidae.